Acanthopagrus latus (yellowfin seabream) is the source of this 3023-nucleotide messenger RNA. RefSeq names its product serine/threonine-protein phosphatase with EF-hands 2-like. Lineage: Eukaryota; Metazoa; Chordata; Actinopteri; Spariformes; Sparidae. Gene Ontology annotation, biological process: negative regulation of MAPK cascade; detection of stimulus involved in sensory perception. The transcript has 21 exons. The coding region runs from base 560 to 2740 and encodes 726 amino acids. Gene Ontology annotation, cellular component: nucleus; cytosol. The record is from RefSeq and is a predicted model, not a curated record. Gene Ontology annotation, molecular function: calcium ion binding; Hsp90 protein binding; iron ion binding.
GCUGCUGGUAAGCUGCACGGAGGAAAUGACGACGGUGCUGAAUUCAUCCAUGUAGAUGACAGGCACUGAUUUGUGGGAGGUGGGAUUGCAACAUGGCACCGGGACCUGAUAAAGGACAAAGACAGGAGAAAUCAGGCAAGUGCCGAUGGGAGUCUUGCCGCCAACAGCUGCUGCUGGCCACGAACACAAAGAGCCUUUAUACACAGAUGAAGGACAGUGGAGGAUGCAAGAUGCAGGUAAUCAUGAGGCCUGUCCAAGACACUUGGCUCUGCUACUCAAAGACCUUUAGCCAGUGUGUGUUGGUGAUGGCUCAGUGUGUGUAGCUGCAGAGAGGGGACAUCCAAUUACAACAUUACAGCUACUGGCACCUGUGCUGCUGAGCCUGGGAAAUGGAAACGUCAAGGAGAUAGUGCACGCUUGUUCAUAUUUCUGCUUAAAUUGUGACAGUGUGAUGGGCAAGUUUGUGGAAAAAAAGGCCAAAGUUUCUGUAAACAUGCAGAGGACGUGAGGGGAGGUGAUGACGGAAAGGUAACGUGGCCAGUGAAAACAGCAAAGGGUCAUGGGAUGUGGCUUUGGAAAAUCAGAACGACAGCUGAAGAAAUGUGACAGGGUGAGCAUCUCAGUUCCAGCUGCCACUGCGAUCAGAGCGGCUCUGCUGAUCCAGCGCUGGUACCGUCAGUAUGUUGCCCGGCUGGAGAUUAGACGCAGGUGCACGUGGAACAUCUUCCAGUCUAUUGAAUAUGCAGGAGAGCAAGACCAAAUCAAGCUCUACAAUUUCUUUGGUUUCCUGAUGGACCACUUCACCCCAGCCAGCUGUGAAAGAAACCUUAUAUCUCACAUCUUUCGUAAGAAUGAAAUCUGCUGGGACACAGAAUGGGAGAGGUACUUUUGCUACAAGAGCAUUGAGGUGCCCGAUAGCUACAGCGGCCCCCACCUGACCUUCCCCAUGACCUUCUGUGGGGUAUCAAAGCUAGUGGAGGCUUUCAAGCACAAACAACAGCUCCAUGCACGCUAUGUUCUUCAGCUUCUUGGAGAGACUUGGAAACUUCUAAGAAUCCUUCCAAAUAUCAAUCAAGUCUCUGUCUGCCACACAAAGGAGAUUACCAUCUGCGGGGAUUUACAUGGUCAUCUUGAAGAUCUGCUGCUGAUAUUCUAUAAGAAUGGUUUGCCUUCCUCGGAGAAACCGUAUGUCUUCAACGGAGACUUUGUGGAUCGUGGUAAAAACUCCUUAGAAAUCCUGCUCAUCCUGUUUGGGUUCCUGCUGGUUUAUCCCAAUGACGUCCAUCUGAACAGGGGAAACCAUGAGGACCACAUUGUCAACCUGAGAUAUGGUUUCACUAAAGAAGUUUUGGGAAAAUAUAGGAUGCAUGGCAAGAAGAUCCUGAAGCUUCUCCAGAAGAUUUUCAGCUGGCUGCCUCUGGCCACAGUGAUCGAUCACAAGGUGCUGAUCGCACACGGUGGGAUCUCUGACACAACAGACCUGGACACGAUAGCCAGAAUGGACAGACACAAAUAUGUGUCAGCUCUCAGGCCUCCCAAGCCGACCCAUCAUGCAGUCAAUGGCAGUAAGGCUCAGACGAUGAACAACAGUAACGGGGAGGCCGUUGGUCAGCUGGAGGGCCGGCGUCGAGUGUAUUCUCUGACCUACAACAGCUCAGCACCGGCUCACAGGCACAACCUCCCGCGCCGCUCGCUCCAGAACCCUCCGGUGAGCAGUCAACUCAGCUGGUCAGUGGAGGAGGAGCUGAAAAAGAGGCGCAGAUUGGCUGGGUUUGACCAGUCCUACGGAGAACCGACAAGGUCCGACUCUGAUUCAGACCCAGAGUCUGGAGAAACAACAGAAACGGAUGAGCUUGAGUGGAAACAAAUCGUGGACAUGCUGUGGAGUGACCCAAUGCCCCAAAAUGGCUGCAUACCCAACGAGGUGCGAGGUGGCGGCUGCUAUUGGGGGCCCGACGUCACAGAGGAAGUGCUGGGAAGACACAACCUCCAGCUCCUCAUCCGCUCCCAUGAGUGCAAACAGGAAGGCUACGAGUUCUGUCACAACCGCAUGGUGCUGACUAUAUUUUCAGCGUCUAACUACUAUGAGGUGGGCAGCAACAGAGGAGCCUACAUCAGGAUGGGUCCUGACCUGGUCCCACAUUUCAUUCAGUAUCAGGCCAGCAGGACAUCCAGAGAGCUCACCCUCAGACAAAGUAUCGGGUCGACAGAGAGAUCAGCUUUACGAGCUCUGAGGGAGCAACUGUUUGUUCAUAAGUCAGAUCUCAUCAGUGCCUUCCAGGAGUUUGAUCCUAACAACACAGGGAUGAUCUCUCUGAGGCACUGGGCCAGCGCUAUGGAGCGGGUGCUGAACCUGGGUCUGCCCUGGAGGGUGCUGCGCCCUCAGCUCGUCAGCAGCACCAAGUACGGCAUGGUGGACUACCAGCAGUGGAUACGGGAGCUCUCCAUCACUGAGCCCAAACUAGAGAUCUCUGAUAACAGCAUCCUGGAGACCAUGUACAAAAACCACUCCAACCUGGAAACCAUCUUCCGCAUCAUAGACACAGAUCACUCAGGUUUGAUCUCUUUCGAAGAGUUUCGUCAGACCUGGAAACUCCUGAGUUCGCAUCUUCAGGUGGAGAUCAGCGACAAGGCCAUCGCAGACCUGGCCCAGAGCAUCGACUUCAACAAGGACGGCAGCAUCGAUAUCAACGAGUUCAUGGAGGCUUUCCGGCUGGUGGACCUCUCUUCACAGAACUGAGAGCCUAGAGCAGGAAGUGUAGCCGUCCCUGCUGAUCUGCUGCUCAGACAGCACCAAGAACUGUCUCUAAUAUCUCUUCUGUUUCAUCUUUGUGGGGUGAUUGAGUGCAUCAUCGUUCAUCCAUAUAAAAACUAGAUCUUUUCUACCUCUUUGGUGUUUAGCUCUUCUUUUUUUAUUACCUUUUUGUAUUCAAGUUUAUUUAAGAAGUUAGUGUAUUUUAAUGAUUUGCGCAUAGCUUAAUGAUGACCUAUUUAGAUGUGCAUAAUAAACAUCAAAGACCUUU